AUGUCGUCCAAUAAAGUUGUCUCAAGCGCUGCUUCUAACAAAAACGCGUCUAACACGCCCAGUUCCUCCAUUAGUUCUGUUGCUCAUAAGAAGCCAAAAGUAGCUGAAAACUCUGAUGACCCACUUAUCAUCACUGUCUGUGUUGAUGUGUACAAGAAAAAUAAGGAAAUACGAGAUGCCAAAAAUGCACACCGAGCCAAUAUCAAAGAAACCAACCUAUUCUUGGAUAGUAAAUUACUUACUUUCCAAAGAAUAGGUAAACAACCACACAAAAGGUUUGUCGUUGGAUUUUUUGAGGAGGGGAAAUUCAUUCCAUUAAUUCACAUAUUAAAGAGGUAUAUGUUUGAAACUGAUGAUCGAGAGAAAGCAUACCGAGAAGCAAGAAAAAUUCUUAAGAAAAUAGAGACUAGCUAUCUAAAGCCCAAUGAAAAAAGACGUGCAGGAUGUAUCACACGUCACUAUGGGACUUGGAUACGAUCUAGUAUUUAUCCGUUUACUAUUUCUUCUACAACAACUCCCACAGAAAGAGAGUGCAAUUUUCAUGAAAAUAAAAUAUUGCCUCUUCAAUUUAUAUUAAAUAAGAUUGCAGGAGAAGCUCUUGAGCAAUAUCAUCCGGAUAUUGCCCAAAGAUACACAGAUCUUGUGCUUCCGAGUAAUUGCACUUUAAAGCAAAGAUACUGGCAAGUAAUGCAUUUAAAUCUGAAGAGGCGAAAUGCGAGAGGAGAGCCAGAAGAGCAGGAUGUUCAGGGUGGAAAGCAUUCAGGAACAGUAUGGGAGCAUCAUGAUCGACAUGAUGUGAAAUAUGGAUUUUGUGCAUGCUUUGUACUUGGAAAUUUUGGAGGUGGAGAAUUAACUUUUCCAGAUUUGGGGAUAAUAUGCGAGGCGGAGCCUGGUGAUUUAAUAUUUUUCAAUGCAUUCCAUUUAGAUCAUUUGAAUUUACCCUUGAACAAUGAUUCGAAAGGAAAAAUUGCUGAUAGAAAUUCAAUUAUUUUGUAUACCGAUCAUAAUAUUUUUCCUACAAGAGAAUGA
This is a messenger RNA of Ambispora gerdemannii, 1029 nucleotides long. The record is from the annotation of a GenBank genome assembly. NCBI's taxonomy places the organism in Eukaryota, Fungi, Glomeromycota, Glomeromycetes, Archaeosporales, Ambisporaceae.